Molecule: messenger RNA, 477 nt
Organism: Prunus armeniaca (apricot)
Lineage: Eukaryota; Viridiplantae; Streptophyta; Magnoliopsida; Rosales; Rosaceae
Source: the annotation of a GenBank genome assembly
AUGGCAGCUGUUUCUGAAUUUGAGAGUGUUCAGAGAUUGAUGGUUACCCCUACAUUGGAGCCAUUGAGUAGCUUAAAUGUGGCAGAGGUUUGGUGCCCCCCUAGGAUUGGGUUUGUGAAGAUCAACACUGAUGCUGCUUGGAAAAAAGAAAGUAGCAUGGCUGCUGAAGGUAGGGCCGCCUUGAGAGGCUUAAAGAAGGCGAUACAAAAUGAUUUUAAGGUGGUUGUAAUGGAAUCUGAUUCUAAAGGCUUGGUAGAUGGAGUUGGAGGUAAACAGGGGAAUAAGGUGUGGACUAUUUUUACUCUGUUGAUGGAGAUCAGAAAGCUCUCGUCGAGGUUCGAGUCUCGUGAAUGGAGCUGGCCACUGUGGCUGGGCUGGGUAGUAGAGCUGUGGCGCUGGAAAGCUGGGUCAAUCGACCGCCAGUCUCUUGUUCAUGUUUUGGUCGCGGAUGGAAUGUCUUGCCCACCCUCGAUAUAG